UGAAGUGCUGCUCUGUAUCAAUAUGCAACAGCAGUGAGGUGUUCAGAGGCUGUCGUGCUGAAGGAACGGGUAUCAUCGACCUUCUGAUUCGAAGGUCGCUGCGAUGGUUUAAAAGUGAAGCUGCCCAGCUGAGCCGAGAAUCUUCGAGCUCGAGUAAAUAGGGAAAUUGUGAAUUUCGAUUAGAAUCGGCAGCCGAGGAGGAGAGAGUUCCGAGAUUUCUGAGUACUUUCACAGUAUCAGCAACCUCGACGAAGGAUUUUGAUCGCUGAGAAGAUGGCGGAGACUGUAGAUGUCGCCCACAACAAGGAACCUAUUCAUGUAGUUUUGGGAAGACCACAUCAGUUUGCGGAUGUGGGUAAGCAGGCCAAGGAUCUGUUGUACAAGGGCUUCUCGAGCGGAAAUAUGCUCAUGAUGUCCUGUGUCAUGCCCGGAGGUGCGCUUCUGUCCACCACCGCCACAAUGUUCGACGGCAACGUUGUCGGUCUCAUGAGCACUUCCUUCAAGUCUGCUGGUGUUCAAACGGAGCUGAGCGGAGGCACUCUUAACCAGAUAACGGCAUCUUCAACCUACGAGGAUCUUGCACCUGGUUUGAAAAUUGCCUUGGCAACUGCUCUUCCAGGAGCUGAAGAUAUCGGCAAAGCACAGGUUCAGUAUCAGCUCAAUAAUGCAGCGUUUGAUGCGACGAUGAUUGGUUUGAAGAGUACACCAACACUUCAAUUCUCGGCGAACCUGGGAUCGGAAAGGCUGUCGCUGGGUGCCUCUGCAUUGUACAAUAGUGAAACUAAAGAAGUGUCGACUUUAAAUACAGGAAUCGGAUAUCUGAGACCAGACAUGUCAGCAGCAUUCUUCUAUGAUCCUUUGAAAGAUAAUGCUAUGGACGCAUACUUCACUCGGCACAUCAGUCCCAGAGCAAUGUUAGGCGGACACCUACACUUCAAAGUCGAUAAGCAGGUGACCGCUGCAACACUUGGUGGAUCACUGAGGAUGGAUGCACAAAGCACAAUCAAGGCAAAGUGGAAUAAUCAAGGAGUGUUAGGAGCACUAUUCGAGCACCAACCAAACCCUUUUUUGACAGUAGGUAUGUAUGUAGACGUGGACACCUUCAAUCUUCGAAGACAACCCAACGUGGGAUUUUGUGUAUCCGUUUUAGGAUCUGUUGCGUAAGCAGCCGCCAUUAUUAUAUGUCAUACCCCUAUCAAAUCUCAAUUCUUUUAAGUAAAACUCCUCUAAAUGUGGAGUGAUCCAAGAUUUA
Marchantia polymorpha subsp. ruderalis is the source of this 1252-nucleotide messenger RNA. The record is from the annotation of a GenBank genome assembly. Lineage: Eukaryota; Viridiplantae; Streptophyta; Marchantiopsida; Marchantiales; Marchantiaceae.